Molecule: messenger RNA, 7740 nt
Organism: Zea mays
Lineage: Eukaryota; Viridiplantae; Streptophyta; Magnoliopsida; Poales; Poaceae
Exons: 8
Coding region: 159-6956 (2265 amino acids)
Biological process (GO): defense response to other organism
Molecular function (GO): ATP hydrolysis activity; ADP binding
Source: RefSeq, a predicted model, not a curated record
CAUAGAGGAGCUGUCAUGGUGCUAGAAGAUAAUGCAUCUCAUCUCAUCUCAGUCACUUCCCCACCCGGCGACCAGAAACUCCCGCACCGGCUGCUGAUGGAGUCUUGACAAGUGAUUCUUGUCGAUCGGCCAGCUACGGCGGCGGUGGCCACGAAACGAUGGAAUUAGGUGCUUCUGUUUCCAUGUCUAUCCUGGAAAAGCUCGUCCAGAGCUGUUCCUUUCCAGAUUCAUGGCGGGGGCCGCCAGACGCUGAGGUCCAGGCUCUCAUAGGAUAUCUCGAAGAGCUACGGUCCUCCGUCCUGGAUCUUUCCAAGGAGGAUGAGGACGAGGAUGACUCUGCUACGUCGUCGUCCACGCUGAAGAUGAGCCUGACGAGCCAGUUGCAGGAACUUUGUUAUGAUGCUGAGGACUAUCUGGAGAUGGCGCAGCACUCCCGUGGUGGCUGCUCCUGGCAGAUCAGUUGGGUCCGGAGCAAGGCGACGAGGCAGCGCCCCGCUCUAAUCAGCGCAAAAGAUCUCUCCGGCCUCAUCUCCCGUGUGAAUCCGGCGAAAGAAAUAGCCCAAGCGUACAUCAAGUCUGCUAGUUCAAGAACCACCACCAAAGAGAAUGGCCCUAGGCCACAAGAAGAGCCUGCAAAAAGCAGUAGUCGCCGUGCCGUCUAUUCUGAUGAUACUCUACAGCCUGACAGCCAUGACGAGCAGCUAGUCAGGUUGCUGGCUUUGGAAAGUGAUCAGCAGCUCAAGACGGUGGCAAUCCUUGGCCUGCCUGGCGUUGGGAAGACAACACUUGCCAGAAGACUGUACCACUGCUAUGAAGGGAGGUUCCAUUGCGGGGCUUUCCUUCGGGCGUCCCGUAACCUGCAGGAUACCACCAGGCUUCUCGCCACCAUGCUAUCCAAGAUUAAGGGCCAACAAGGGUGCCGCUACUGGGGGGGCUCCGGUGAUGAGCAAGAUCUAAUCGACAGCAUCAGGCAACAUCUACAAGGAAAAUCAUAUUUCAUUGUGAUCGAUGAUUUAUGGGCUACAUCAGUGUGGGAUUUCUUGAGCCGUGCUUUUCCCAAGGAUAACUGUGGCAGCCGAAUAGUAAUAACUACUCAAGUUACAGAAGUUGCAUUUGCUUGCUGUAACAACCACACAGUUGAUAUAUUCAAUAUGAAACCUCUGGACGACGAUCAGUCACUGCAAUUGUUUUACAGUCGAGUAAAGCAUAUAAAUGGUUAUAAUGCUGAAGAAUGCAAGGCCAUAUCACAUGGAAUCGUCAGCAAUUGUGGUAAUCUUUCACCGCUAGCUAUCAUAAAUAUAGCUGGCAUGUUAGCAGGCUGGGCGGAUUUCAAUAUGAAUGACUGGGAGUACGUAAGCAAGUGUUGUACAUCAACAGCAAAUCUUACUACCGAGGAGGCGACGGAGAGAUUUCUGAACCUUAUGUACAACAAGCUUCCAGCCAAAUUGAAGACGUGCCUGCUCUAUCUCAGUAUGUAUCCAGAGGGCUGUGUCAUCGGAAAGGAUGAUUUGGUGAGACAAUGGGCAGCUGAAGGUAUUUUCAGUCAAGUGGUGGAACCAAAAGGUAGAGAACAUGAAGUGGGUUUUAUUUAUUUUGAUGAGCUCCUGAAAAGAGGAUUGAUCCAGCCUGUAGAUACAGACUACAAUGAUCAAGUGUUGUCAUGUAUAGUUCAUCAAGUGGUACUGGAAUUUAUUACAAAGAAAUCAAUGCAGGAAAACUUCAUCACUGUCGUGGAUUAUCGUGAAACAGGGACAGUGCUUGAUGAUAAUAAGGUUCAUCGACUGUCUGCCAGGUUUGAAGGUGCCAAAAGUGCACAGAUACCGCGGAGCUUCAGAGUACGCCAAGUUCGGUCCUUUAUGUUUUCUGGAUUCAUUAAAUCUUUACCUUCCCUUCUCAAGUAUUGCCUUGUCCGAGUUCUGAUUCUUCAUGUUUGGAGUGAUGAUCAAGGCAAGACUGUGGUUCUAGACCUUUCUCCAGUUGGUAAUAUGCUUCAUGUAAGGUACCUGAAGGUGGUAAGCAACAUGAUAGUCAAACUCCCACUCAUUAUUCGAGGCCUGCGACACUUAGAGACACUCGAGGUGGAUGCAGAAGAAGUCGCUGUUCCACUGGAUGUUUUCAUCUUGAAGAGCCUGUUGCAUCUCCGACUUCCGAGCAAGGCUUAUCAGCCUGAUUCAGAUAUUCAAAGGAUUGAUUUAACAAAUACAUUUCCUUUAAGAUUUCUGCCCUUCGUCAGAGCGUUGUCAAUGCUAGGGCGGUUUCUCCUCUCCCAUGGCCAUCGGAUUCGCCAUUUGACAUCACUUCAAAGUCUUGGCUACUUUGACCUAAGCACUUGCUCCAGAUAUACUGUGUGGCAACUUGGCAAGCUGACCAAUUUGAGGGAUCUUCAUCUAACCUGCUCUGCAGUUCGUUCCAGGCAUCGAAUUAGCAACAUCCAAUGCCUUGCCUCUGUUCUGGGGAAAUGCACCAGCCUCGAAUCUCUAACUAUCCGUGGCGAAGCAUCUUCAAACCAGAGCAUUUCUUUUGAUGGCUUAAGCAGCUUGUCUUCUCCACCGUACAACCUCGUGAGCUUUGUGCUGUCCCCGAGGAUUUUCAAAAUGGCGAAGCUCCCAAAGUGGAUUGGGCAACUCAGCAGGCUCAGUACGCUAAAGAUUGCUGUUGGCGAGCUGUCAAGUGAAGAUGUUGACAUCCUCAAAGGACUCUCUGCCCUCACUGCUCUUUCUCUCUACGUUCGGAGAAACCCUAAGAAAGGAAGCUGGAUCCUAUUCAGUAAGGGCUUCGCAGUGCUCAAGUAUUUUAAGUUCACUUGCACUGCACUGUGCGUGAAAUUUAGUGAACAAGCUAUGCCUGCUGUCCAAAGGCUGAUUGUGUGCUUCAAUGCUAACACAAUGCAGCAGUACAGGCCGGAAGAUGCAGGAAUUUGGUACCUGUCAGGCCUUCAAGUUAUCUCUGCCAGAAUAGGAGCUGCCGGUAUUGAUCAAGCCAGCAGAGAAGCCGCGAAAUCUAGGUUGCUGGACGCCAUUCUUAGCAACCAUCCAAAGCCUCCUCCUAUCAGAAACGUGCAAAUGGUGGACUGGGUUAUUCAUGGCGACACAGAGGAGUGUUCAACCGGUGUGAUGAUACGUAAAGAUGAAAGCAGCCGUGAGCAUACUAGGUCAUUUUUAAGUCAGUUCCCGUUCAGAAGACGACCCCUGCUUCCCUCCAUAUUCACAAGGCGUGGCCAGGAUGAUGAGCAACAUAAAAUCGAAGAAAAUGAUGUGCUACAAGAUAGUAUUAUCUUAAGGAAAUCCUCUUCGCUAAUGCAAAAACCAGGUUGGGUCACCCGCAGAUCAAGGAGUACUGGUGUUGGCCUUCUGAUGGCCGUGCGAGGGUCCACAUACAUGAUCAGGCAAUAUAUAAAGGAGCCAGGAUUCAAUGUAGCGAAUGAGAUGGCAUCCAUCAACCAGGAGAUAAGACAGAUUGGUAGAAUGAUGGUCAUAUCAGGCAAUAUAUUGGAGCCGCCGGAAUGGAUUCUGCAAGCCCAAGACCUGGCCUGUGAUGUGCAGGAUUUCACGGAUAUCUACACAUGGCUGCAAAGCAAAUCGCGGAGGCGUGCCCUUGCACAUAUAGGCUACAUAGCGCAGCUGAAGGAUCGGAUCAGCAGCCUUCGAGAGUGGCAACAGAGAGGAGGCAGCAGCAGCAGCAGCAGCCAGCAGGAGCGUGCUGCUGCCUUGUCCUUCUCGCGGCGAUCAUGCGGGCCUUGCGCCCCUGAGGAUGUGCUAGUUGGCAUUGAUCAGCCCAGAAAAGAACUUUCGGACCUCAUUUUCGAAAGGGAGGAUGUUGUGCAUAUCGUGCAACAGAAGCCCAGGGUGGUCUCUGUCGUUGGGUAUAGUGGCAUUGGCAAGACAGCCCUGGCAAGAGCAGUCUACUACGACCGUAGUGUCCGUUCUGCCUUUGACGACGUUGCUUGGGUUGUGGCAUCUGAGUGCAGCCAUGGGUGCGACCUUGUAAGUAAGAUCUGCCAGCAGGUCAAGGACGAACAAGCAGGGAACGGUGCUGUCGUCGUCCCUGAUUGUUAUAGGUUAAAAGAGAUUAUGCGGGAUAAAAGGUUUCUUAUCGUUAUUGACGACCUUCACGGAGCUGGCAUGUGGAACGAUAUAAAAGGUGUCUUCAGUGAAACUCACAGUGGCAGUCGAAUAAUCGUUACCACGAGUAUUCAGUCGGUCGCCGCUGCCUGCACUCCUGAGCCGCGAUACAUUUACAGGAUGCCAAGUCUUGGUAAUUUGGACUCUGAAAAGCUACUGUGGAUGAGGGUCGGCAGGCAUGCAAGCCGUACGCCUGCUCUGGAGCAUGCUUUAGGCAACGACACCUUGAAAAAAUGCGGCGGUCUACCUCUGGCACUGAUCAGUGUUGCCAAUCAUUUGUGUCUUGGGAAAGCAUUAUUUGAGGAGAUGGACAGGGUUCUUGCCAAAUGCUAUGACAGCUUGCCUGACAAUGCUCACAGGAUGUGCUUGCUGUCCCUGAGCACAUUCCCUCAGGGUCAUGUGAUGAAGAGGAAGAGGCUAAUUAGAAGAUGGAUAGCUGAAGGAUUGGCUGUCGUCGGAGACUGUGAGCUCAGUGCUGAACAAGUUGCCGGUAACAUAUUUGAUGUGUUGAUUGACAGGAACGUUACUGAGCCUGUGCUGACUGCUGGCCACGGUUCUCGUAGUAAGGUCAAGGCAUGCUUAGUUCUUGGUGUGAUCAAGGACUUCAUCAACAAAACGGCAGUCUCAAAUGAGACUGUAGCUAUAAUCCAGAACGAUGAGCUUCUCCUUCCCAACAGGAUGCUGGUCGCCCAUCGCCCUGUUCGUCGACUGCUUGUUCAUGGAGGCACAACAAAGAAAAGUGAAGCUGUUGCAAAGGCGAUCGGACUGGAUCAGGUCAGGUCGCUGACAAUCUGCAAUGCUGUGCCCUUUGACUUCCAGGGCUGCUGGUUGCUGCGGGUCUUGGACCUGGAGGCUUGCCAGGGGAUCGACAAGAGCAUCCUUGGCAGCAUAUGCAAGCUGGUGUUUCUCAAGUACCUGAGCCUUAGGGGCACCGAUGUUUACGGAAUACCCAAGAAAGUAAAAAAGCUCCAGUGUUUGGAGACGCUGGACCUCAGGGACACACGGGUUGAAGAACUGCCCAUCCAAGUCUUGAUGCUCCCACGGUUGGCCCAUCUGUUUGGCAAGUUUGAGCUACCUCCACAGCUCAAGCAUGGUCAUCGAACCGCAAGGAGGAGGAGGAGUAGGCUGCAGGCAUUUUUCUCCCAGAGAAGCAGGCUGCAGACUCUUUCAGGAUUCGUCAUGGUGGAUGAUAGCAACAGCUUCGAGCACAUGAUGAUAACCAUAAAGUCACUGAGGAAGGUUAAGGUAUGGUGCAAGAAUUCAAUCUCCUCCCACCAAGAACGCCAUCUCGCUUCUUCCCUUCAGCAACGGCUAGUAGCAGGAAACAGUAAUCCCCUAGAAUCUCUGUCAAUUGAUUUUGGCAAUGAAUCCAUCAAUUUCCUCAAUGAUGUUGGAGCUAUCAGUGCACUUAUUGGCUCUAUGAAGCUACAGGGAAGGCUAACCUCGCUCCCUAGCUUCAUGACUUCGUACGAUACUACACUCUCCCAGCUGCAGCUGUCCUCAACUGGUUUGGGCAUAGAAGCCUUGUCCCUGCUGCAGAUCUUACGUCGGCUGGUUUCUCUGAAGCUCGCUCAGGAUGGUGAUGGAUUUUGGGGUGACUGCUUCGCUGUUAAGAAGGAUGGAUUUCCAAGCCUUUUACGCCUGUGCAUUCAGGCCAGGGAGCUUCCCCAGUUGCACAUCCAUGAAGGAGGCAUGAGCUCUCUCACCUCCCUCGAACUACUCUGUCCCAUGUUCGCUAGUCGCGGUCAAUCUGACUCUGACUCUGACUCUGACUCUGACAAUCUGUCCCCAGUUGCAUUUCGGUACGCGUACGCGGAAACCUAUUCAGAGAAGAGAUCCAAACAAGUUCUUUCGGUAGAGAAGCCCAAAGCAGUUGAUCCCGGGAUCAGCUUCAAGGAACCAAGUUCUGAGACAAGAUCAGAAGGAACUGAAAUUCAGGAGAUUGAUUCCCCUAAAACGUCCAAGGAGGCUGGUCCCAGCAUAGGCUUCAAGGAACCAAGUUCUGAGACAAGAUCAGAAGGAACUGAAAUUCAGGAGAUUGAUUCCCCUAAAACGUCCAAGGAGGCUGGUCCCAGCAUAGGCUUCAAGGAUAUUAUUCUUCCGGAGAACACAUUCAGAAGAAACUUUUCGAAGCAAGUCAAAAGUAGAUUUGAUCUGAAACAACACUUCAAGGGAAUGGAGUACCUCCAAUGUCUCAAUGAGCUGGUACUACAUCGUUCUGUUAGCGACGAGGUAUUGGAUGCCUGGACAAAACGAGCAAGCAGUCACAUCAAUAGGCCAAAGGUGACAAGGCAAUGCACAAGAGCAGCGCUGUCGAUUGGUAGAGGCCCGGGAACAGCGAAGCACGAGAAAGAAGGGCAGCACAGAAGCCAGCUCAUGAAAAAUAGAGGUUCAGAAACAGCAAUCCAUGAGGAGGUAGCAGAGCAACACAGCUCAGUAGAAACGAGCCGUGAGGAAGCAGGAUUAUUCCAAGAACAGACCUCAGAUACAAGUCACAAAGAAGAAGAAGAAGAAGAAGGAGAAGGAGAAGAAGAAGAAGAAGAAGAAGAAGAAGAAGAAGAAGAAGAAUGUACUAGUGAAGUAGGAGCGGGUAAACACAGCUCAGUAGGAACGAGCCGUGAGGAAGCAGGAUUAUUCCAAGAACAGACCUCAGAUACAGGUCACAAAGAAGAAGAAGAAGAAUAUAUGAGUGAAGACUGGGCAUUAAGUCAACCAUGCGACAUGCUCAUUGGCAACAGGAUGACCGUACGAUGUCUAGGAUGGCCAGAUUCUUGGCGACUACGAAGUGGCAUGAUAUCUUCCCCCAUGCUGAUCUGCAGGCCAUUGGGUCCGUGACCUCAGAUCAUUGUCCCUUACUUAUGCAAGGUUUAUCUACCUUUAGUUUCUAUAGGGGGUUUAGAUUUGAAGUUUUUUGGACAAAAAUUGAUGGGUUCAAUGAGGUGGUUCAGCAAGCUUGGACAUCUAGUGUUCGUUCUUCCGAUGCCAUUCUUAGGCUGCAUGUGAAGAUGAUCCGCACGGCUAAAGCUCUAUUGAUCUGGAGACGAAAGACAGUAGGCAAUUUUAAAGAUCAAUUAGCAAUCAUUCAGACCGUCCUUACUCUUCUUGAGAAAGCACAGGAAUCCAGGCAACUUUCCGGGGACGAGCUAGAGUUCAGAAGAAGUCUAAAAAUGAAAAUCCUUGGGCUAGUGACAGUCCAAAAGGCAAGAGCUAGACAACAUUCCAGACUUGUCUGGAUGCGUCUGAGAGAUGCAAACACAAAAAAAAUUCAUCUGAUGGCAAAUAAUAGAAGAAGGAAAAUUUUCAUCAGAUCGCUGGUUCGUGAUGACAGGUUGCUCACCAGUCAGGAAGACAAACUGCAUGAGGCCCACCAUCAUUUCACUGAAGCUAUUGGUAGAAGGGGUGAGAGACAGAGGGCCGUUCGGUGGGGUAACCUAGGCUAUAGUCCAUUUGACUUAUCAGAUCUGGAUUUCUUGUUCAACGAGGAUGAGAUUAAAAAUGUGGUUAUAGGGAUGCACUCUGAAAAGGCGCCGGGUCGAGAUGGUUUUAUAGGGAUCUUCUAUAAGAGUUGUUUUGAGCUGAUUAAGGAUGAUCUAUCAAGUGCAAUUCAUGAUUUCUAUCA